Molecule: messenger RNA, 1968 nt
Organism: Chaetomium globosum CBS 148.51
Lineage: Eukaryota; Fungi; Ascomycota; Sordariomycetes; Sordariales; Chaetomiaceae
Exons: 5
Coding region: 1-1968 (655 amino acids)
Biological process (GO): tRNA dihydrouridine synthesis
Cellular component (GO): cytoplasm
Molecular function (GO): flavin adenine dinucleotide binding; tRNA dihydrouridine synthase activity
Source: RefSeq, a predicted model, not a curated record
AUGGCGACCACUGAGGAGGUAGCAGCGACAACUUCUGCAACGGCAAAUGCCCCGUCAAUCGCCCCAAUCCCCGCCCCAAUGACACUCCCGCGUGUCCCCAUCCCACCCCGGGGCGUCGACUAUCGCGGUAAACUCGUCCUCGCGCCUAUGGUUCGCUCCGGUGAACUGCCUUCGCGCCUGCUCGCACUGCACUACGGCGCCGAUUUAGUGUGGGGCCCCGAAACAGUCGACCACUCCCUCAUCGGCGCCGUGCGCCGCGUCAACCCACGCACAAGCAUGAUCGAGUACACCCGCCAGCCCUCCCACUCCUACAGCCCAGCCAACACCCACAACGAAAACGGCAACAGCGUACCCGAAUCCGUCAUCUACCGCCUGGACCCCACCCGCGAAAAAGGCAAACUGAUCUUCCAGCUCGGCACCGCGGACGCCGCACGGGCCGUGGCCGCGGCGCGGUUCGUGGCGGGCGACGUGGCGGGGAUCGACGUCAACGCGGGCUGCCCGAAGCCGUUCAGUGUGUCGGGCGGCAUGGGCGCCGCGCUGCUGCGCACCCCCGAGAAGCUCGCCGGCAUCCUCGAGGCCCUCGUGCGCGACAUCACCCCGGCCUACGGCCUCGGCGUCAGCGUCAAGAUCCGCCUGCUCGAGACCGCCGCCGAGACGGAGGCGCUGGUGCGCCGCCUCGUGCGCACCGGUAUCACGGGCCUGACGGUCCAUUGCCGGACUACGCCCAUGCGCCCCCGGGAGCGCGCGAUUCGUGGGCAGCUGCGCAUGGUGCGGGAGGUGUGUCAUGAGGCGGGGGUGGCGUGUCUGAUGAAUGGGGAUGUGGAGAGCCGAGACCAGGCAGACGCGCUGGUGGAGGAGUUUGGGGUGGACGGGGCCAUGAUCGCGACGGCGGCGGAGAGGAACCCGAGCUGUUUCCGGAGCGGCGCCGAGGGGGGGUUGGCGACGUGGCAGGAGACGACGGAAAAGUACCUGCGGUACGCGAUGGAGGUGGAGAACAAGGUGGCCAACACCAAGUUCUUGCUGGCGCAGAUGGUGCCCGGCAAGGCGUCCGUGCACAGGGGCCUGCACAAGUGCCGGUCGUAUGUUGAGUACGUCGACACGCUCGGGCUUGAGGGGAUGAAGGAAAAGGCGCGGGAGACGGACCGGUUGCUGAAGCUGGGCGAGUUUGAGGUCCGCCCUGGGCCGAAGCAGAAGAAUAAGAAUAAGGGUCAACAACAACUAGAACAAAACGAUCAGGAGUCGAAGAAGCGGAAAAGGGAGGAGGUGAAGGAGGAGCCUGCUAAGAGGUUGGAGGUGGCGGAGCCGGAACUGGAGUCGGAGCAGGGGUUGGGGCCUGUUGCAGUGGCGGCGUCUGUUGCGGUCAAAUCGGAUACCUUAGGCGGUAGCACCAACGCGCCGCGGUCAUUCCGCCGGUGGAAGUCGACCAGCGCAAUCGCCGUCUUCUCAGGCAGCAAGCAGCAGCAUCUUGCCGCCCCUCCCCGCGAGGAACUUCUUGCUCAGGCCGGUGAACCAGCCCUCCCAGAAGGGCUGUGUCUUGCCCAGGUCGUUGUGGUUGCUCUGGGGGUCGGUUUUGUGCCGGGGAGGAGGACAGACGCAAACUCAGUCACUACCGCGCCGCCGAGGGAGUGGCCUACUAGGAUGAUGGGCGGUAGCGAGGGCCAGUGCAUGGCGGCUUGGGUGAGGGUCAGCACGGUGAGAAGGUCGGAUGCGAGAGUGGUGAGCGACAGAUCCGGCGUGUCGUCAUUCCCGGCGUCCCCUUCCCCCUCGCCAGGGACCUUGGACGAGGUGGUGGUUAACCCGUGCCCUCUCGCGUCGAGUGACAGGAUCCCCGCCCCGGGAAGACGUUUCCUGAUCUCGGCUCCUAGCACUGCAAAGGACAAGCCUGAACUGCCGGCGCCGUGGUGCGUGACGAACAGUGGCCCGCCGGGUUUGCCUGGCCCCGACGCAGGUGCCGGAGAAGUUAGGUAG